UUUUUUAGAUCGUUUUGUGACAUAUCUGUAAAAUCAAUCGUGUGAAGUGUACAUACAAUCGUUUAUGUGAAAAUUAAAACAAAAUUUCUACAUGUUGUGAUAUUAUUGAAGAUACUUUGGUAUGACAAGUAUGAAGAUAUCUGUGUUAUUACUCGGAUACAUUUGUGCAACUGUUGCAGCAACUAGUGUUUCCAGCCUAGGUGCCAGCAACUGUACUCGUAUUCCCCGAAAAAGUCGAGUUGUUAAAUACGUGGACUGGCCAUUUACAUUAAACUGUAAUGAUGUGACGUCACGAGAUUGGUUGACUGCAUACAACAUCAGUUUAAGCCCUGACGCUGCACUGACUUGUUAUAUUCGACAUCCUGAUCAGCACUACUACUCUACAGAAACAAGUAUUACACUAAACGGUAGUUCUUCCAUACUCACGACAUAUACAGUUACCCAGCGUUAUUCAACUUAUUGCGUAUCUCUUGAAGUUGAAAUAGAGCUUCGUCCUUUACCACAUCACACAUGCGGUGAAGAUGUUAUUACUGCAUUACGAGGUACCUCAAAUAUCAUCUUUGUAGAAUCCGAGAUAUCAGGAAAACCUCUGAUCUUUGAGUGUGAACCAGCGGCAAAUGCAGCCGCAGAUGCGGUUCUUCCGCCUGCAGUACAAAGUAGUCAAAUAACUACAAAAUGGAUUAGAACUCCAGUUCGAAAACUCAGUGGUUCAACAUCAGCAUUGCAAGUUGCACAACCCAACCAAACUUGUUCAGAUUUACCAGUUUAUUAUUUAACUAAUCUAAAAGUUCGAUUGUUGGAACGACACAAUAAACCAAAAGCCUUGGAGAUAACUGGUCAAGACUUUUAUGAUCCAGCAGUAUAUACUUGUAUGGUGCAGUAUGGUGGCCAGACAGCUUAUAUCUCUCAUGCAGCACUUUGCAUUAAGCAAAAAGUUUCAAACAAUAAAAAACCGAACAUAAUGUGUACUGGCAGUCGCAAUUUCUUCCAGGAUGAUUCUUUAACUGUAUCAUGUACUGUGACUACCAAGCUUGGUGAAUUAAAACCAGAUGAACUUGAAAUAACUUGGACCAAAGGAACUUCUACUUUCUGCACUAAAUCUGAUCUUCUAAGCUCCACAGCCCCAUCUAGUGGUGGCCAUAAUUCACAAUGUGGACUUGAGGAUUUCACAAACACAAAAAAGAUUUGUUUCUGGAGACAACCUGCAUCUAAUGAAGUUCAACCAUCAAGCAACACUUUCAAAGCCUAUCUCACAUUUAAUAAAAUGAAGGUUUCAGACGCCGGUACUUACCAUGUAUCAGUGCUGUACAAAGGUAUUCCGAGUGAUCCUGCUACCUUUACACUUGUAUUUGACCGGACCAGAAUGUUGGUCAAAAUGGCCGCUGGUCUUACAGUUUGUCUCGUGGUUAUGGUGUCACUAAUCGUUCUGUGGUUGGUUUAUCGGCGCUACCGCUUCCGUAUCAAACUCAGAUGGCGCCGUCAUUUCGGAAAGUAUCAAGAUGAUGAUAAAAAGAACAUAGUUGUCCUUUCUUAUUACUAUGACUGUGAUCUGGCUGACGAGACCAGAAAAGCGACGGAAACAAUCAUUACUUGCAUUAAACAACAACUUAAUUCAAUGCAAUACAAGUAUUAUGACAGUCAUGAAGAUUUACAAGCUGGCGGAUUUUCAGUAAGUAGUUUACUUCAGAGAUUGGACGACAGUCAUCGAAUGAUAAUUAUCCUUACAGAAGAAUAUAUUAGAGACCGUUGGUCCAAGUUUGAAGCUGAGCAGGGAUUAAUUAAUAUGGAAAACAACCGCACAAAACUGAUUUUCGUUCGAGUGAAAGGAGUCAAAAAAGCUUUACAAGGCGUUGAAGAUUUUCCAUCUGGUUUAUCGGAUGCAUUGAAGACUGCACGAAAUAUUCGCUGGAAACCUGGAAUGAACAGCAAUUUAUUUAAAGAAUCAGUCGCGUAUGCACUGCCGAACUUGAAGCGAUCGCCCACCCCUACUACUAACAACCCAUCUGUCAACUAUGUGAAACUAGCUAGCUGUGAUGAAUCUCUUGCUAGCCCUGUAAACGGUUGUGCUAGUUGUGUGUAAGAUAUAUCUCCACGUUGUCACUUCAAGUUUCAAUCUGUAUUAUUCCUUCAUUUCUUGGUGCGGAAAACAUGAACAAAAAGAUUACCACGGUACACCCUAUAGAUAACUCUGCAUUUUCCGUUCUAUGUGGGUGAGGUCCUUGCCAAGGAUUUAAACCAGAUUUGGCCCAUUACUCCAACACCUAGGCUGUUAUGUACAUCGUGUAUUUGAACAGUUUGACUGUCUUGUACUCCAUCUGCAACAGACCUGGUUUCAUGGAUAAUAAUUUGUGACAUAAGCUAUUAUUUCCUACAAAAGUAUUCCAAAUCACCCAUAAAGUUACAUACGUGGUAACUGGUAAGCUGGCGUGAGGUGUAUAACAGAACACCUGUGUUAUAACAACUGUCGUUGCCUCGCCAUGUGAGGAUAAAUAAACUACAUAUGUGGUAACUCAUAAGUGGGCAUGAGGUGUAUGAAACAAAACGCCUGUUUAAAACGACUGUCACUGCCCUACCAUGCGAGGAUAAAUAAGUUACAUACAUUCAUUCAUUCAAUUUAUGAAUGAAACUUUCAGCCCAUUUUGAAUUUUAAAAUAUUUUCUUAAAAGAAAUGCAAACCCUAAAUAUAAUGCUUAAAUUACAGCAGAUAUUUUUUAUAGCCCAGUGGUUAAAAAUCACUUAGCUGAAUAAAUAAAUAUGUAAAUAUUUUCCAUUUUUCUCUGCAUGUUUCUAUUGUAUUUUGUUACAUCAUUUCUAUCAUCAGAGGCAUCGAUCAAGUUUUGCAAUAUUUUCAUGCAACUUAUACACACACUCCUCACUACACAGGGCACACUUAAGCCCAUACACUACCAGUUUAUCAUUUUCAAACCAAUACACAUAUGGAGUAAAACAUGAAAAUCAUUUUAUUUACUGAUUUUUUCAUGUAACUUAUACACACACUCCUCACUACACAGGGCACACUUAAGCCCAUACACUACCAGUUUAUCAUUUUCAAACCAAUACACAUAUGGAGUAAAACAUAAAUCUCAUUUUAAUUACUGAUUUUUUCAUGUAACUUAUACACACACUCCUCACUACACAGGGCACACUUAAGCCCAUACACUACUAAUUUAUCAUUUUCAAACCAAUACACAUAUGGAGUAAAACUUAAGCUCCCAAAUUCUUUACUGAUUUAGUGUUAACACAUACACUACACAAAUGUAGCAGCUACUUUUGCCAAAGUUAGUAGUUUAUUUUAUAAGAAACGCCUCUACUAGUUUUUUCCAAAUGUUCCAUUUAAAUUGAAGUCUUUUUUAACAUUUUAUUGCAGAUUUUGCAAUGUGUUCUCACAUACGUAAUACGUAGCCACCAUAAUGUAUUUAAUUUUUCAUGAGAUCAAAUUCGUAUUAGUUUUUACAGCAGUAUAUUUUGCUAUGCUGAUUAGAUUUGUCACUGUUCUAAUAAAAUCUGUUUGUUAUUUCAUUUCUUAUUUCCUCUUUUUUUCCUUUAUUGCAAUGCGCUUGUACAGUUGUUUGCCAAAUGUAUAAAAUAUAAACCAAAUCAUUA
Messenger RNA from Ciona intestinalis (vase tunicate), 3603 nucleotides. Lineage: Eukaryota; Metazoa; Chordata; Ascidiacea; Phlebobranchia; Cionidae. The record is from RefSeq and is a predicted model, not a curated record.